Molecule: messenger RNA, 1215 nt
Organism: Caenorhabditis angaria
Lineage: Eukaryota; Metazoa; Nematoda; Chromadorea; Rhabditida; Rhabditidae
Source: the annotation of a GenBank genome assembly
AUGACGUCGGAAGAUGGUGAGAUAUUGGAAGAGGAUCCGACGAUGUGAGUUUAGAAGUUUUUUUUCCAGAUUUUCAAAUUUGAAAUUUAGGAGUGAUAGUUCCUCUUCAUCAAGUUCUUCAUCGGAUUCGGAGAAAGAGGAUAAGCCAAUGUGGAAACAUCGAAAAAUUGUGAAAAGGUAAAUUAAGGGAAAUUUUACAAGAAAAUUCUGAAUGAACAUCUUUCCGAAGUUGUUUUCUAAAAAUUUGGAUUUUUUAGCACUAGACGUGGAUUUUUUAGCACUAGACAAAAUAUGUUGCCCCGUGAAAUUUUCGAUCAGAAAAUUCCAGUUUUUCGAGCCAAAACACACGAGUUUAGUUAAAAAUUGAUAUUAAUUCAUAUGCUGAACAUCUAUUGAGAACUCUCUUCAAAUUAUAAUAUUUUUUUCUCAACUUUUCUUUUCGGUCAAAAAUUUACAAAUCACCUCUUAUUAUAUAAAAAAGAUUUUUUCAAAAUUCAAAUCAAAAAAGUUUUUCGAAAAAACCUAUUUGAUUCCUGUUCAAACUGAUCAAUUCCUAGAUCUCCAAGUAGAAGUCGUCAAGUUCGAAAAGAAAAAGAUGAAAGGAAAUUCGAUGGAAUAAGAAAAAGAUAUCGAAAAUGUAGCAGUAGCAGCUGUGACAGUUCAUGUUCAAGAGAAAGACUUCCGAGAGCAUACAGAUUGAAAAAUGAAACAACCAAACGAGUUCGAAGAAAUUCUGAUAUUUCGAGAUUAUGUUGUUCAACUUGUGGAUCGAGAAAAGCGAGUUUGAAGGUACUUAGAUUUUAUGGAGGAAAUUGAAUAUAUUCAGUUUUUAAGGGUCUAAUCCAUCAUGAAAUGAAUCAACAUGGAUUGAAAAUGCAGUGUGCUUUUUGCUCUUCAACUUGCGAUUCGAAUGAAGAAUUUCGAAAUCACUAUGAACUCGAACAUCCACAGAAAAAGGUAAGAAAUUUAUAAACACUUUUAUUUCUAUAAUACUUUUUGAUUCUUAUAGGUUCAAUGCGUUUAUUGUAAAUGCAAUUUCGAAGAGCCACGUGAAAUGAGUGAUAAACGAUGGAGUUUUGUUUUUGCACACGCAUACGGGGUAAUUUCAGAAAAAUCUUUAAUUUUUUUUUAGAAAAAAAUUUUUUUCAGGAAAAUUUGUACGCGAGAAUGGCGGAAUAUGAGGAGCUCAAUAAUAAUGCGAUUAGCAGAAAAUAA